This is a messenger RNA of Oryzias latipes (Japanese medaka), 5121 nucleotides long. RefSeq names its product protein tyrosine phosphatase receptor type R (gene ptprr). Gene Ontology annotation, biological process: protein dephosphorylation; signal transduction. Lineage: Eukaryota; Metazoa; Chordata; Actinopteri; Beloniformes; Adrianichthyidae. Gene Ontology annotation, molecular function: protein kinase binding; protein tyrosine phosphatase activity. Gene Ontology annotation, cellular component: cytosol; plasma membrane; cell junction. The record is from RefSeq and is a predicted model, not a curated record.
AAUUGAUCUCGUGUUGUUUCUCAGUUGAAGCUACGCCUCCUCCCAUCAAACCACGCCCCUUCCCCAGAAGACUCACCGUCCUUCAGCUGAUCGUUGAGCGGCCGCAGCUGUUCCUCUGCUGGACCUCCUCCACCUCCCUCCCCUCCUUCAGCCCAUGUAGGCGCGCGCGCGGAGCCGGCACGCGGCCGUUCCUGCAGGCGGACCUCCGCGUGGACUCCACCAUGUUCCUGCCGCUGUGGCUCCUGUGGACGCAGCUGCUGAGGCCAGGAUGUUCCACAGGUGAUCUGCUUCCUACCCAGCAUCCCCAGCGCAUCUCUCUGUACCCCCACCAAAAUGCGGAGGCCCUGGCAGGGCUCCACCGCCAUCACCGGCGGCAUUCCUCCAGGUUGGCCAAAGCGACGCUGGCCGGCCUCUCCGAGACUCACUUCCGUCAGGAACCCGACAGCCGGUGGAGCGGACACCUGCUGGCGCGGCUGCACCGCCUGGACACGCCGGAGCCGGCCACCGCGUCUGCCCGACAGCUGGUCACCAUGAAGAAUGUCCUGCAGGCCGAGCAGACGGAUCCCGUUUGGAGCAGAGACGGUCUCUACGCCGUCGUCCUCUUCUUCACGGUCUUCUUCAUCGUUGUCACCUGCUUGAUGGUUCUAUAUCGAACAAAAGAAGUUUCUGAGAGGCAGCGUAAAGCUCCGCCCCCUGUGGUCCACCAGAGCAAACCCGCCCCCCUGGACCCGGUCCGGAGGUCCAAGGGUACCAAGGGCGUCACAUCAGGCAGCAUGGUCCAGAUCGAUCCUCCGCCACCUGUAGCCACACCCACUUACCAGCAGCAGCAAGUCCCAGCCUGCCGCCGCCUCGCCCCGCUGCCCAGCCCCGCCCCUGUCAUAAACGGCGACGACGCCCACCUGACCCAGGUGGCUUCCAGUAACGAGCUGAAGCCGUGCCCCUCCCCCUUCAGGAUGAAACCUGCUGCAGGUCUGCAGGAAAGACGAGGUUCAAACGUGUCUCUGGUGUUGGACAUGUCUGCUCUGGGCGCGGUGGAGCCCCUCAACGUUGCCGUGGUGACCCCCAAAGAGGCGGCGGCACGGGAGUACCUGCUGUCGGCUGGACGGCCGCUGACACGGCAGCAGCUACAAGACGCGGUGAACAACACGCACACGCUUCACGUGGAGUUCGCCGAAAUUCCAAUGAAUUUCAUCGAUCCCAAGGAGCUGGACGUUCCCAACCAUGGGACCAAGAACAGAUACAAGACCAUUCUGCCCAAUCCUCAUUCCAGAGUGAUUCUGAAGACCAAGAGCGGCAACGACCUCCUGAGCUCCUACAUCAACGCCAACUACAUCCGGGGUUACUUGGGUGACAGCAAAGCCUUCAUUGCCACGCAGGGCCCCAUGGUGAACACGGUGAACGACUUCUGGCAGAUGGCGUGGCAGGAGGAGGCGCCCGUCAUCGUCAUGAUCACCAAACUGAAGGAAAAGAACGAGAAAUGUGUUCUGUACUGGCCAGAGAAGAGGGGCAUCUACGGGAGGGUGGAGGUGUUGGUGAACGCCGUCAGGGAGUGUGAACACUACACCACCCGCAGCCUCACGCUCAAGUGUGGGAAUCAAACCCGCGUCCUGCAGCAUUACUGGUACACGUCGUGGCCGGACCAUAAGACCCCAGACUCGGCGCUGCCGCUGCUGCAGCUGAUGGCGGACGUGGAGGCGGACAGACGUGCAGCUGCCGCCGUGGGGCCGGUCAUCGUUCACUGCAGUGCUGGAAUUGGCCGAACGGGAUGCUUCAUCGCUACAACCAUCGGCUGUCGACAGCUGCAGGUGGAAGGGGUGGUGGAUAUCCUGAGCAUCACCUGCCAGCUUCGAGCCGACAGGGGCGGUAUGAUCCAAACAGGGGAGCAGUACGAGUUCGUCCAUCACGCCUUAAGCCUGUUCGAGGCCCGCCUGUCUGCAGAGACCAGCCAAUGAGCAGUCGGGACACUCGGCAGGUAUGACCGGAGCUUUGGGAGACUCGGGAUGUUCUCUACGACUUUCAUGGACAACAGGCUGGACUGUUGUGGGCGGAGCCAGACUGAAGGACAGAGGAACGGUAUAAAUCUGGAAAUGGAGCGUCUCCGUUCUUCAUGUCGUGGAGAUGGGUGGAGAGCUUUCCUUCUCUCAUUUGACUUUGGGAUUGUGUUUUUGUUUUUUAAACAAAGCAGACUCUUGUGUGGCGACAGAGCUCUGAUGUUUGCGUCUUUAGGGUUUGAAAUAGUUUUACUGUUUCUCUGACGGCUGUUGUAAGACGACUGUUAUCUGGAUCCUCAGCUGAUCACCUUUGACCUCUGGAGCCUGUUGAACUCCUUGGUUCCUACCGUCUUCAGGAACGUUCAAAAGCAGGGUUUACACUCAGAGGGGGGUUCAAACUUUAUUCCACUCUCAAAGAAGACGUUGUUGCACAGCUUCAUUACUGUCAAAACAAUCAUGUUUAAACUCAGAAAUUCUCACGUCAUGGAGUUGAGCAUCAGUUUGCUGGUAUUGGAACUGCUUUAUUUUAAUUGAUGGACGUUUGCCUUUAAAUAUAAAACGGGUUCUAGCAGACGGUCCUGACGGAGCAGCGCUCUGGACCGGGCCGUCCUGCAGCCAAUAAACCGAUAGACUAAAACCGUGCCGGUCCGCGCGGCUUCACGUUACAUCUGGUUUAGUUACUCAGUUUAUUCUGAGUUACUGAUGCCAUCGCAAUAAGUACCAUGCUAAUGUAGUAUUUAGGUAAAACUGCUCACAACAUGAAUGUACAGCCCUCAUCACUGCCAAGACCGAGAAUCAUGGGAGCUGUAGUUUAUGAGACCAAAAGACCAAACUACAGACGGAGACGCACAACCGUCACUGAACCUUCACACAAUUGUUACGCAACCAUCAGUUGUUGCUAGUUUUCACCGUGGAAAGUUCAGGUGAAGAAGCGUGGGUGUUUGGUGGCGAGCUCCGCCUUUACCCGGCAGGAGCUGAGUCGGCUCCAGUGAUCCCAUACGGGAAUGAGCUGGUAUAGAAGAUGGCGGGUCGAAACCCGGCCUUUUGAAACGACCACCACGCGCCAAACCUCGGUUCAUUUUUAAAACGUGUUCAGUCCCUGUAAGGAAAAUGGUUGAAAUGCAAGUAUGACAAAUACAUAAAACCGAAAAACCUCCAGGAGAACCUACGACUAAUAAACUAUAAAGAAAAAGUAGGAAAAUUGUUGAGACUUUUGGACUUUUGUUUUGAUAAAUGCAGCAAGAAUCUUUCUUUCCUGCUGCUGUUUCUGCUCCAAACUAAUACUUGUUAUAUUCUCUUACUUUUCAGUUUUUACCCAAAUUUAAAAUAAUUUGUCAUGAUAAAUGGGAUGUCAUAGAUUGUGAAUGUUAUUUUUCUGUCUCAGUCAUUAUUUACAACGUUACUACGUCUUUAGGGUCUGCAGACCUCAAAGACACGCGGUAAAGUUACUAAAACGGUUUCCACAUUACAAUAAUAAUCUAGAUGUGAAAUUGUCAUCUGUACAAACUUUUAAAACAUUUGACACACAAUCUCUGCAUAUUUCCAUCAUUAUAAGUUCAGAAAAAAGAUGUAAAACUUUGUAAAACUGAGGGUCCACUUACCGAUAACCGGCACCGUAUCCAAGACCGUCUGAUGCUGGAGUCCGGUUUGUUUGUCCGCUGGGAUCCAUCUGUUGCGUGGCCAAGGCCGGAUCUACUGCUGAUUCUCCACAGCUCUGAUCUCAGUUAUGUCCCCCCCCCCCCAUGUUAAAAAUAUGAACCACAAUGUAAACCAACUGAUAGGUUAGAGGGGGGUGUCAGGACCAGAUCUUCAGGGACAAUACAAGCGAGAAGAAGGACCACAUCUGGACUUUCCCGCCAUCUGUGGAGCAGAACUCGGCUGUCGGUCAGUAAACGGGAACGCGUGUAAAAAUCACGGGGCGUUGGAACGGAAGGACUUUUUAGUGUUCGGGUCAUUCUUUCCACUUGUGAAUCAUAACAACGGGACAUUUGUGGAUCAUCUGCCUCCCUGGUUAUGGCCCACCGCCUUUUCAUGCAGGAUCAGAACCAGAACCCGCUGAGCAUCAACCAGUGCUUCCUGUUGGGAUUACUACUGACGGAAGGUUUUGCCGCCAUUUCUGCAUCCCUGGAAGACGCUGGUUGCAGUGGGAGGGGCACUAGUCCUGUGGUUGACAGUCUUUAGGGAUUUUUUAAAGGAACCUGAAGCGGGCGGCCAGUGUUAGCGGAUAGAUCCCACGUUUCUGUAUCCAUGCAGUUAGACAGGAUUGUGUGCUGACGAGAAUCGAACCUUUGAGGUGUUUAGUCGUGUCCAAACGUGUUACGGUCUCUGCAUUAGAAACAGUUGAGUAAAACAAGACAAAUGUGUGUUGACUUAUGUGUUAAGUCAUGUCAGCUAACAUGGAUAAGCUGCUUAUCUGACUCGUUUAAAGGAAAGCUGUCAGUUUUUAAGGUUUUUCAGUUAAACUUACGGCUAAAUCUUUGUUUCCUCCAUAUGUUGGAACGUCUCACUAAGUCUGAACUUUUUUAUCUAGUUUGUGUCCAGUUUCAUUAAAGUACUGAGUUUCUGAUUUUAAAUUGGUUCCCAGGUAUUUCAAUAAAGGUUUUAGUGUGAAUGACCUCUUUGGUUCUUCUGUUAUCAGACACGGUUGUGUUUUAUUCACAUCCAUGACGAGUUUCGACGUCCGUCGAAACUCGUCAUGGAUGUGAAUAAAACACAACCGUGUCUGAUAACAGAAGGUUUUCCAGGUAUUUCGUGUUCAUUGACAUCAUAGUGGGAAAAAAAACAGCUUUUAUUUAGUUUUUGAAGAGUUAUAAGCAAACUCAUUUGGUGUUGAUGUCCUUAUGCUAAAGCGAUUUAGUUUUUCUGAAACUAAAACGGCUGUUUUUCUGGCUUUUAUCUUUUAAAACGUGAAAAACCGCUUCAGAAAACGGAAUCUGAUUUUCAUGAGAGCAUCCUGAAAAUACAGAUCAGAACACACUCGUACCAACUAUGGUGUCAUGUUUGCUCUGACAAACGGACCUGAAUGUUGUUGUGGAGCAAAACAUUUGCCACUGUAGUGCUGUUACUGUGCUGUCUGCCCACAUAUAUACUGUAACCUGUACUCUGUGUAAUAAAUACUCCAAACAUGAAA